GACCCCAAGGCCCAAUAAAUGCCAGGAUUUUUCCUGCCUGAUUUCAUAAUAAUGUCGGGAAAUGGAUUACAAGUGAACGGGACUAAAUGCAACUAUUAUACUUGACCUUCAUAUUGAAUKUUGUAGUGGUGACGUUCCCGAAAUAUCUGGAAUUGUAAUGUCUUAAAAUGUAUAUCAUUUUCAUCAGGCUUUCGUUAUACACCUUUCUUGUUUAGUUAGCCACUUGGUGUAUUUAAGUCACUUACUGGUCAGCUAAAAAUAGUAUUCUUUAUCAGGUAUUGUGUUUAACGAUAUCUAAUCUGGGGGGCUAUUUACUUUUUAAAUGACGGUUAGGUUGCUAACAAGCCAGGCUCUUUUAACUCAUUAAUUUGCUAACUAAACAAGCGUCGACGAGUUUUGGUACUCGGUGUACCGUUUUCUCCUCCCCCGCCGCUAUAUUUUCACCCGAAACCCCCGGUAUCUCAACAAAGCUUGUUUUGACUGUUUAGUUAGCAAGUUUGCAGGCUUUUACAACACAACGAAACCCUUGCAGAAGAGCCACAUUAGCUAGUAGCCGCUCAUUUGACCGGUGUUUGACGUGUGUCCUGUAGCUAUCUUCCUAGCUAGCUAGCCAGCCAGGUGCUCAAUCAUAUCACUCAAUGGCUAUAAAUACACCACUCUUUGUCCCCCACUCAGCGCCCUACCAAAAGCGGUGAGUUUGCAUAUUGGAUCCCUUACGACUUUUCAGACAACCCAUUGGGACUUUGUCGCUCUACAUGGUCGCCACAGCCAAGUCAAGACUAUCUGAAAAAGUUGGAGGCACUGUAGCAGUGCUGGAAUGAGGCAUCUCGCCCCGGCUGGAUGUCUUCAAGUCGGGUUACCGAAGUAAACGCAUUYAUCUGUGGCUUUUUGGCCGAAUAUCAAGCGUCAUCCAUGGCCUGUCAUCAGUAGCUUGUACCCGGAAGGGAAAACGUUAGCUAUUUAACAUUAACAAUCGCUGUUAAAGGUCAACACCCUUUGUUUUGAUUGUAAACUGUGCAAGAACUCCAAAACAAAAGUUAGGACUCUUCUAUCACAGUGGAACAUCAUGUCGGAGGAUAACAACGCAGACAUAUUCAUCAAGGAAACCUCCAUCUUGGAGGAGUACAACAUCAAUUGGACACAGAAGCUUGGGGCUGGGAUCAGUGGACCUGUUAGAGUUUGUGUUAAGAAGUCGACUCAGGAACGAUUGGCCUUGAAGAUCCUCAUUGAUCGUCCCAAGGCCAGAAAUGAGGUGCGGCUUCACAUGAUGUGUGCCACACACCCCAACAUCGUGCAGAUUAUGGAGGUGUAUGCCAACAGUGUGCAGUUUCCUCACGAAUCCACUCCAAGAGAGAGGUUACUGAUCGUCAUGGAGAUGAUGGAGGGAGGUGAGCUGUUCCACAGGAUCAGUCAGCACAAACACUUCACAGAGAAGAUGGCCAGCCAGGUCACUAAACAGAUCGGCCAGGCGCUGGAACACUGUCACUCACUGAAUAUUGCACACCGAGACCUGAAACCAGAGAACCUGCUCUUCAAGGAUAACUCCCUGGAUGCACCGGUGAAGUUGUGCGAUUUUGGAUUUGCCAAAAUCGACCAGGGGGACUUGAUGACCCCACAGUUCACGCCUUACUACGUUGCACCUCAGGUACUUGAGGCUCAAAGGCGACACCAGAAGGAAAAGUCUGGAAUAAUACCUACCUCACCCACCCCCUACACUUAUAACAAGAGCUGUGACCUGUGGUCCAUUGGGGUGAUCAUCUAUGUGAUGCUGUGUGGCUACCCUCCCUUCUACUCCAAGCACCAUAGCCGCACCAUCCCCAAGGACAUGCGCAAGAAGAUCAUGACGGCCAGCUUCGACUUCCCCGAGGACGAGUGGAGCCAGAUCUCUGAGAUGGCCAAGGACAUUGUUCGCAAGCUGCUGAAGGUGAAGCCUGAGGAGAGGCUGACCAUCGAGGGGGUUUUGGAACACCCCUGGCUGAACUGCACAGAGGCUCUGGACAACGUGCUUCCUUCCGCUCAGAUGAUGAUGGACAAGGCGGUGGUAGCUGGGAUCCAGCAGGCCCAUGCUGAACAGCUGGCUAACAUGAGGAUACAGGACCUUAACGUCAGCCUCAAGCCUCUCCACUCCGUUAAUAACCCCAUCCUGAGGAAAAGGAAGCUCCUAGGCAGCAAGCCGAGUGAUGGCUUCUUCAUCCAUGACCCAGAGAACGGCGGCGAGGACUCCAACGUGGCCCUGGAGAAACUACGAGACGUCAUCGCUCAGUGUAUCCUCCCACAGGCUGGGGAGAAUGAGGAUGAGAAGCUGAAUGAGGUGAUGCAUGAGGCUUGGCGUUUCAACCGGGACUGCAAACUGCUGCGAGACGGGCUGCAGGGUCUCAGCUGGGACGGACGGGCCUUUACUGACAAAGUGGAUCGCUUGAAGUUGGCUGAAAUAGUGAAGCAGGCCAUAGAGCCUGCUGUGUUGGCGGUAGCGCUCUGCAGGAAACUAUCCACAUGACAAGUGUCUGUCAUUAGCGCGGCGCUCUUCACGGAGAUGAGGGGAGCGGCAGAUCAUUUCUCCCUCAUCUACAUUGAUAAUGACUCUGGAGUAGGUAGAAUGCUAAUACAGACAAUUAGUCAAUCCUUGGUGCAUGCCCAACACUAAUUACCAACGCUGCCAUUUAAUCGCCCUCCACUGCUCGUGUUCUUUCAACUCAUUGUCGGCUAAUAUUACCAUUCCUAAUGGAGAUGAAUGGGCAAACAUUGGGUUGUUUUGUAAUGGACAAUUUGCUGUGUAAAUAAUAAACUGUUGACAAGG
Salvelinus sp. IW2-2015 is the source of this 2797-nucleotide messenger RNA. Its product is annotated as MAP kinase-activated protein kinase 5. Gene Ontology annotation, cellular component: nucleus; cytoplasm. Gene Ontology annotation, molecular function: ATP binding; calcium-dependent protein serine/threonine kinase activity; mitogen-activated protein kinase binding. The record is from RefSeq and is a predicted model, not a curated record. Gene Ontology annotation, biological process: negative regulation of TOR signaling; peptidyl-serine phosphorylation; Ras protein signal transduction. Lineage: Eukaryota; Metazoa; Chordata; Actinopteri; Salmoniformes; Salmonidae.